AUGACGUCAAAGGAUUUUUGGCAGGUGCACAUUCUCGCAAUAAUCGACAAGAAAAAUAGCUUUAAAGAAAUGGUUUAUAUGUCGGUUUAUUCGCGAUAUUUCUUUCCUUUCCUUUCCUUUUCCAUAACUUACCAUCUUACCUGUUUGGUAAAUUCGUUCUUUAAUUUCUAUUCCUUUCUUUUUCUUUUACCAUUUCUUCCUUUUCUAUUUUCUGGUGUUUUUUAUUUCUUUUUUAAUUUGCCAUUUCUGCUUUUCUUUCUUAUAUUUUCUUUCUUUCUUUCUUUCUUUCUUUCUUUCUUUCUUUCUUUCUUUCUUUCUUUCUUAUUAUCUUGCGAUUUCUCUCUUAUUAUUUCUUUUCUUUCUUACUUUCAAAUCCUGCUUUCCUUUUAUAUUUUCUUUCUUUCUUUUUCUUUCUUUCUUACAAUCUCAAGAUUUCUCUUUUUCUAUCCCUCGAUUUUUUUCUUUUUUCUUACUUUUGAUUUCUGCCUUUCUUUCUUUCUUUCUUUCUUUCUUUCUUUUUUUUAA
This is a messenger RNA of Acanthosepion pharaonis, 525 nucleotides long. NCBI's taxonomy places the organism in Eukaryota, Metazoa, Mollusca, Cephalopoda, Sepiida, Sepiidae. The record is from the annotation of a GenBank genome assembly.